Lecanosticta acicola is the source of this 1697-nucleotide messenger RNA. NCBI's taxonomy places the organism in Eukaryota, Fungi, Ascomycota, Dothideomycetes, Mycosphaerellales, Mycosphaerellaceae. The record is from the annotation of a GenBank genome assembly.
AUGUCCGACGCGACCUCCGCUCCUUCCUCCCUCCCGCCGCCGCCUACCACCGGCCUUGCGCCCGGUCAGACGGGCUACCAAAAUGGCUCUGGAAGCCACAUGCCGCCUCCUCCCGUCCCACCGCUGAACAUCCCUCAGAACAACAACCCGGCCCCGACUGCUGUGAACACCAGCAACCCGGGCGCAGGCAUCGCCUCCCCCACCAGCGCUGGAGGUUUCGUGAGGAGAGCGGCCCCAGAGCCGAACAAGAGAGCGCUCUACGUUGGUGGACUGGACCCACGUGUGACCGAGGAUGUGCUCAAGCAGAUUUUCGAGACCACCGGCCACGUGCAGAACGUGAAGAUUAUUCCGGACAAAAAUGUGAGUACAUAUGCACAUGCGGAAAGACGCAAUGGCGCGCAACAGGUGGUGCCUACACCCGACUACAAUGGUCUCGUGAUUGCACGGUAGCCUGCUGGUUUGCUGCGCCUACUCGCUCCUCGACUUCUCCACAAACCCAUCAUCACCACCAAGCAAACAUCUGCUGACCUUCACAGUUCCAGUCAAAGGGCUACAACUACGGAUUCGUGGAGUACGACGACCCAGGUGCGGCGGAGAGAGCCAUGCAGACCCUCAACGGACGACGAGUCCACCAACAGGAAAUUCGCGUCAACUGGGCCUAUCAGUCCAACACCACCAACAAGGAAGACACGUCCAACCACUUCCACAUUUUCGUCGGUGACCUUUCCAACGAAGUUAAUGAUGAGGUCCUUCUCCAAGCAUUUUCGGCGUUUGGCAGCGUGUCGGAGGCUCGUGUGAUGUGGGAUAUGAAGACGGGACGCUCACGUGGAUACGGCUUUGCUGCGUUCAGAGACCGCGGAGAGGCUGAGAAGGCACUCAGCUCCAUGGACGGGGAAUGGCUUGGAUCGCGUGCUAUCCGCUGUAAUUGGGCCAACCAGAAGGGACAACCCUCCUUCUCCCAGCAGCAGGCAAUGGCGCAGAUGGGCAUGACUCCGACCACUCCCUACGGCCACCACAUGUUCCCCACCCAGGGAGCUCAGUCGUACGAUAUGGUCGUACAGCAGACACCUCAGUGGCAGACGACCUGCUACGUCGGCAACUUGACUCCCUACACCACGCAGAAUGACCUCGUCCCUCUCUUCCAGAACUUUGGCUACGUCACGGAGACUCGAUUCCAGUCCGAUCGUGGGUUCGCAUUCAUCAAGAUGGACACGCACGAGAAUGCGGCCAAUGCCAUCUGCCAGCUCAACGGCUACAACGUCAACGGCAGACCUCUCAAGUGCAGCGUAAGUGCGCCUUCCAUAUGCGGAAGUGAAAACUUACUGACACAUUUCUAGUGGGGCAAGGACCGUCCACCAACUGGUCAGUUCGACGGCUACAACCCAGCUCAGACUCCGCAGUCUGCCUUCCCGCCAGCAACUCCUCAGGCCUUCUUUCCUCAAUAUGGUCAGCCGGGCGCUGCCAUGUCUCCUCAAUCCGCGACUCCUGGCCAGUUCCAGCAUCCUUCUCCAGGUAGCUGGCAGAGCCCCAUGACUCCACAGGGCAUUCAUCCAGCUCCAGGUGGCUGGCAAGCGCAGGGCAUGCAGCCACCGAGCGCCGGGGGCUAUGCAACUCAGGCUCCGGCCGGCUUCAUGCCUCAGCCAGGUGCUCCGCAGCCCGCUCCAUUCGGUCGAGGCUACGGUGGCUACCAGGGCUAA